AUGCUUCUUUAUAACGGCGAUGAUCGGAGUAGACAUAAAGGCAAAAACCCACUUGGAGCAGCCUUUAAUGACGAUCCGAAUGACGUUUUCGCUCCCCAGAAAUAUGCCGAAAGGUUAAAUUUGAAAGACGUGGAGGAGAAAUAUCUGGAGAAGAAAGAUCAAACAUGA
Messenger RNA from Sclerotinia sclerotiorum 1980 UF-70, 168 nucleotides. RefSeq lists its product with no specific name. Lineage: Eukaryota; Fungi; Ascomycota; Leotiomycetes; Helotiales; Sclerotiniaceae. The record is from RefSeq and is a predicted model, not a curated record. The transcript has 2 exons. The coding region runs from base 1 to 168 and encodes 55 amino acids.